AUGGGAGUUCCUGGAUUUUAUAGUUGGUUAGCUCGUAGAUACCCUUUGAUUCUUCACUAAAUCAAGAAAGGUGAAGUUCCUAACAUAGAUUGUUUUUACCUCGAUAUGAAUGGUAUCAUUUAUAAAUGCUCUAAGGAUGAAGGCACUGUUUUCAAAGACUUGCUUUUAUAGAGAAACAUUUAGGAAAUUUUCUCAAUGAUAUUUAAUUAUAUUGAUGAAAUGGUCAACUUAGUAGAACCAAAGAAAGUUUUGUAUCUCUUUCUUGAUGGCCCAUGUCCUCGUGCUAAGUAAAACCAAUAGCGUACUCGUCGUUUUUAGAGCGCUCAAUCAUGGAAAGACUUGAAUGAUUCUCUAAGAAACUGUGGUUUCCUAUCCGAAGGAGAGACGAUGAAGAAUAACUCUAUCUCAACAGGUACAGAAUUCAUGCAUGAUUUGAAUAAGUAGCUCCAUUUUUAUAUCUGCAAGAAAUUCGAAUAAGAUCCUCGUUGGUCCAAUCUUGAAGUUUUCUUUAGUGGAUCCAACGUACCUGGUGAAGGUGAACAUAAAAUUAUUAAUUUUAUGCAUUAGUAUUGUUCAUCCUAAGAUUAUGAUCCAACUACUACUCAUUGUAUUUAUGGUGCAGAUGCAGAUCUUAUCAUGUUAGGCUUAUCUACCCAUAUUAAAUAUGUCUCAAUUCUGAGAGAAGAAAUGAAAUUUUAACCUCCUGUAAGUAGAGCUGCUAAAAGAGAUAGAGAAUCAGUAACAUUUUAGAUGAUCUACUUAAAUAUAGUUAGAGAAUAUAUGGAGUUAGAAUAUAAGAUGUUAUGGAAAAAAGUAAAAAAGCUUGAGUUUAACAUUGAAAGAGUUAUUGAUGAUUUCCUUUUAAUCUGUUGUUUCAUUGGUAAUGAUUUCCUACCAAGACUGUAUUGUUUCAAUAUUAGAGAAGGACAAUUUGAAAUUUUGAUUUAGAUUUAUAAAGAUUAUCUAGUUGAAGCAGAUUCAUAUUUAAAUGAUAAUGGUCAUAUUAAUUGGGUUGGUCUUCAAUAGAUAAUUUAAAGAAUAGCAGAAGUUGAGCUUGAUUUUAUUGGAGAUAAAGCUACAGAUAUCACAAAGGAAUAUAAAAGACGUAUCAAGCAUCAAUCAGAUAAAGAUCAAGAAAUCGGAGAUGAUGAAGUUCCCGGAGUUAAAAAAGGAAAUGAUAAGAAAAACUCCUCUUCAGAAGGUGAAAAUGAUGAAGAUGACGAAGAUUUCGAAGAUGAAGACGAUGAUGAUUAUGAUGAUGAUAUCUGCGAUGAUAAUGAUGAAAAGGAUUAAGAAAAAAAUGAUUAAAAAAAUCAAGUCACUUUCUAACAAAAUUUUGAAAAAAACCUUCAAGAAAAGAAGAAAGAAGAAGACAAAAUUAUCAAAAAAGAAAAAGAUUUUAUUAAUGAUUUAUAAGAAAAUUAUAAAAAAGAUUAGUUUUUAGGAAAAUCAUAUUAUUAUUAGCAAAAGCUUAACUUAGAUUUCAAGAAUUUUGAUGAUAUUAAGACAUUAGAUUUAUUGAUAACUAAGUAUUUAGAAGGUUUAUAGUUUGUUUUGCUUUAUUACUACCAAGGAUGUCCUUCCUGGAGCUGGUAUUUCCCAUUCUAUUAUGCUCCUAUGACUUCAGAUAUCAGUUUAUUCUUGAAUUACAAGGCUGAACAUUUAUCAUAAGAAAUUGUAUUUGAUCUUUCCGAACCAUACCCUCCUAUGAAAUAGUUAAUGUGUAUUAUACAUCCUGAAAAUGCAAAUUUGCUCCCUAAGCCUUUUGCUCAAUUAUUGACUGAUCCUAAUUCAAAAUUAAGAAGCCCUGUAGAUUACUAUCCUGAUAAAUUUACAAUUGAUCCCUAUGGAGGUGUAUUCUCACAUGAAUAUAUUGUAGUCCUUCCCUUUAUGGACUAAAAAUUAAUAGAUGAUGUUUAUUCUUCUAUUGAUUAAGUAAAAACUUUAACUCCUUAGGAAAGAGAGCGCAAUUAAUUUGGAAAGAAUAUUAAGUACAAAUUUGACCAUAACUUUGCUCCUAUUACUAUUUAGAGCACACUUCCUAAUUACUAUAAGGACUUUUAAGUAACUUUGAAAGUAGAAACAUUUGAUAUCGGUAAAGUAUACUCUCCACCCACAAAUCCUUAAGGUGAAGCUUUAUCUAGAUUCCCUACUCUCCAUGCUAAAUAGGUUAUUGGAUGUGAGAUUGAUAAAGUAGAAAAAGGUUUACAAAUGAAAAUCAGAGUUAAAAGUGAUUUGACUGAGGCAGAUAUUGUUAAUAAAGUUAGAGGAAAACCUAAAUAUGAUGCUUAUUGCAAAUACCCUAAUUGCGAAAAAGUAUAAGUCACUGGUUUUCUAACUGAAAGUACUUUCAAAAAUAUAUGGAAGAAUAAGAAUCUUUCCAUCCUUGAAAAUUUAGACUACAGUGAAGAUUCUCAUCACAGUUUCUAUUUAAAAAUAAAAGACGAACUGUCCUAAACAUUUUACAAGAAGGGAGGAAUUAUAUACAACCAUUCUAAUCCCGUGAUUGCCAUUUUGUUAAAGUAUACUGAAGGUAGAAGAACUUUAAAGGGUACUAUUAUAGAAAACAGUGAUAAAUAUGAGGAGAUGUUUUGUCCUCUUGAUUUAUUAAUGAAGGAAUAGAAAAUCGAAAAAGUCAUUCAAGUUACUAAAUGUGAUAAUAUAGAAAAAGAGUUCCCUAUUGGUUGUAAAGUUGUAAUAGCUUAAAAAGGAAAUCUUGAUGGUCAUACAGGUAUUGUGACAGGAUACACCAAAGGAAAGCUUGCACAAGAACUUUUAGUUUAAUUAAAGACUAAGCCUGUCUAUUUGACUGACAAUCAACUAAAAUUCUACUCAAAGGAUGAUGAAGCAUUCAUAACCUUGAAAUUUUUGUCAUUCAAGCUUUAAUUAUCAUAAGAUGUUUUACUUGAUAUCUUAGAUAGCUUUAGCAUUAAAAUUGAACCUAAUCUUCCUUCUGCUAAUAAACUUCCAAAGAUGCUUGAUGUAGGUUUAAAUAUCAUCAGAAGACAUCUUAAUGAAGUUGUUCCUGAACUUGCUCGUAUUAAUGAAGCAUCUUAAAAUAUUUCAGGACGUGAAAAGUAUCAAUAAUUUAGAGAAUUGGAAUUGAGUCCUUCAUUAGUUAAGUUAAUUAUUGAAUACUAUAAUGCUUACCCAAAAAUAUUUGCUUUUGUUGCUAAACUUUCAUAAUUAAGAAAGAAGGAUAAAAACGCUAAUUUUUACUCUGGCUAAAUUUGGUCUAAAGAAGGCCAAGAUCCUAACAUUGAAUUAGUUAAGCUAUAUAUUUGGUUAAUGAAAAAGAAGGAAUCUCAAUUCUGUAGCUCAACCGUUGCCUCAAAGGUUAUGCACUCAUAAAAAAUUGAAUAGUUGGUCAAAUUUUAAGAUGAAUUUGUUUAAACUAAGCUCAACAUUCCUUAAAAAGAUUAGACCAUUCAUUAAAUAGAUGCCAACAAUGCUAUUCCUGCCGUCUAUAGCUCAAAACAAUAUAUUUACUUUAAAGAUUAACCUUUUUACCAUGAGGUAGGUGACUAAGUAAUUUACAUAGGUACUUAUAACACUAAGAAUGCUCCUUUUGGACUAUAGGGAACUAUAGUUGGUAUCAUGGAUGACAAAUUUGAAGUUGUCUUUAUAAAACCUUUCAUCGGAGGUGUUAAUUUAGGAGGUCGUUGUCCUCCUCAACGUGGUCUCGUAGUUUAAUUCGAUGAAAUUUAUAACUUACAAGGUUGGAAUAAUUUCUUGCAAAACAGAGACAAUUCUAAAGAAAAUACUUUAGGCUGGAAUGGAUGGGUUGAUGAGUACAAACCUCAAUUCCGUGAAGCUAUCAAGAGCGAUAAAGAUCUCUAAAAUAAAUAAGCUAAUAAUGAAACUUAAAAGUUAAUAGGUGAGAUCAUGCAUUAACCAGAAGCUAAUUUGAAAUCUGAGACUAGUGAUAAGCCCAAAACUAAUGUCAUAGCAGUUAUCAAAAAGCAAACAAAUGGUUCAAAAGGAACUGAUACCAUUUCAGAGGUAACUCAAGAACAAGCUUCAGCUUAGAUAGCUUAAUAACAAUAAUAAGGCAAAGUCACUAUUGGACCUGCUCCAACAACUGUUCCUCAAAAAACUGAACAGAAACAAUAGACAUAAUCUACUUCUCCUAGCAAAACAGAGACCUAGAAGAAACCUUAGAAGGAAACUGUCAUUUAUGUUAAGAAAUCAGAAGUUAGUUAAUAAUAAUAAGUAGAAUAAAAAUAACCAAGCACCUAAAUUACCCAAUAAGAAGAGAAAAAAGAAUCUGAAAGCGUUAAAUAAGAAAAAGUGGAAGAAUCUCAACAACAAUAAAUCGUUUAAGAGGCUGCAUUAUAAGCUCAAGAAGUAUAAAUAGUUAAAUCUGAUUAAAUAGAAGUGCCAAAAGAAGAUAAUAGUAAUCAAAAUGAAAACAUUUAAGAUGUCUCUGAAAUAGAAAAGUUAUUGCAAGAAUAGAAACAAUUCUAGGAAGAAGAACAAAAGCACUAAAUUUUGGAUGUUUCUGAGAUUGAAAAACAAUAAACUGAUGUCUAAGAAUUCGAAAUUCCAAAGGAGUGCAACUUAGAAGAAAUCGAAAAAUAAAUGCUUCAAGAUCAAUUUGAGCAUAUUAAACAUCAAGAUUAAAAAGAUCCCGAAAUGUUGGAUGUUGCGAAAUUCGAAAAAGAAUAAAUGGAACUAGCUUAAAAAGAAGCCAAGGGAUAAAAUCAAGAAUCCAACAAAUUUUAAGAUGAUGAUAAAGAUGAUACAUAAAAACUAAGCAGAAAGCAGAAGAAAUUAAAAAAUAAAGAUAUUACUGGUUUUAAUCCUGGAUAAAGUGCCGUAUAGUUUAAAAAUAGAGAAUAAGUUAACUAAGAAAAGAGAAUGAAAAGAAACGAAAAGAGGUUAAUGAUUCAAGAACAAAAUCUUUAAUAUUAAUAAUAUUAGCAAUAUUAUCAAUAUCUUUAUUUGUGGUAGUAGUAAUUUAUUAAAUAGAAAACUUAAGAAAUGGAAGCAUUUAAGAGAAGAUAAGAAGAAGAAAGGAUCAACAAGAGUCUUGCUCAGCUUACAAAUCCCGUUACAGAAGGUGAAUCAGUCAACUAAGAUCUAAUUAACAUACAGAAUGCUCUAGAACAAUAGAAUUCAAAGAACUCAAAUUUACCUCAAGAUAUUUAAAUGGUUGACUCUUCUCAAAUAGAGCAAAAGCUUUCAGAAAAUAUUAUUCCUUAGGUUCCUUUAACUACAAUCUAACAAGGCAAUGUAAGAAAUGAAAUUGUAGGAAAUUUAACUGCUGAAGACUUGGAAAACUUCGAAGAAUUAGAAAGACAAUAUCUCAGUUCAUUAAAUAAAUGA
Messenger RNA from Tetrahymena thermophila SB210, 5328 nucleotides. Its product is annotated as XRN 5'-3' exonuclease amine-terminal protein. Gene Ontology annotation, biological process: nuclear-transcribed mRNA catabolic process. Gene Ontology annotation, molecular function: 5'-3' RNA exonuclease activity; RNA binding. The transcript has 5 exons. Lineage: Eukaryota; Ciliophora; Oligohymenophorea; Hymenostomatida; Tetrahymenidae. The record is from RefSeq and is a predicted model, not a curated record. Gene Ontology annotation, cellular component: nucleus.